AGCUCGCGGGAGCGCGGAGCCGUCAGCCAAUGGCGGCGCCGGAAGGGCGGGACUUAAGGGAGGCAAUCCAACGAGUCGGGGAGCAGAGCGGAACUUCCGGGGCGGAGCUUCCGGGGGUGCGGAGCGGCGCUGGAGGCCCCGGCGGGAGCCGGAAGGGCGCCGGGAGCUGUGGAAGAGGCCGGGAGAAGAUGGGACUUUGGGAGCGCGGCCCUGCCACGAGCCAGCCCCGCUCCGGGACGGAUCCUGCAGCACCAGGCCUGCGGCGGUGCUGAGCCAUGGGGUACGAUGUGGCGCGAUUCCAGGGGGAUGUGGACGAGGACCUCAUCUGCCCCAUCUGCAGCGGUGUCCUGGAGGAGCCUGUGCAGGCCCCCCACUGCGAGCACGCCUUCUGCAACGCCUGCAUCACGCAGUGGUUCUCGCAGCAGCAGACGUGCCCCGUGGACCGCAGCGUGGUGACGGUGGCUCACCUGCGGCCCGUGCCGCGCAUCAUGCGGAACAUGCUCUCCAAGCUGCAGAUCACCUGUGACAACGCCGUCUUCGGCUGCACGGCCGUCGUGCGCCUCGACAACCUCAUGGCUCACCUCAAUGACUGCGAGCACAACCCCAAGCGCCCUGUGACCUGCGAGCAGGGCUGCGGCUUGGAAAUGCCCAAGGACGAGCUCCCCAACCACAACUGCAUCAAACACUUGCGAUCUGUGGUGCAGCAGCAGCAGACCAGGAUCGCUGAGCUGGAGAAGACCUCAGCUGAGCACAAGCACCAACUGGCUGAGCAGAAGAGGGACAUCCAGCUGCUCAAGGCCUACAUGCGCGCCAUCCGCAGCGUCAACCCCAACCUGCAGAACCUGGAGGAGACCAUCGAGUACAACGAGAUCCUGGAGUGGGUGAACUCCCUGCAGCCGGCGCGGGUGACACGCUGGGGGGGGAUGAUCUCCACGCCGGACGCUGUGCUCCAGGCUGUCAUCAAGCGCUCGCUGGUGGAGAGCGGCUGCCCCCCCUCCAUCACCAACGAGCUCAUCGAGAACGCGCACGAGCGCAACUGGCCCCAGGGCCUGGCCACGCUGGAGACGCGGCAGAUGAACCGGCGCUACUAUGAGAACUACGUGGCCAAGCGCAUCCCCGGCAAGCAGGCGGUGGUGGUGAUGGCCUGCGAGAACCAGCACAUGGGCGAGGACAUGGUCCUCGAGCCAGGGCUCGUCAUGAUCUUCGCUCAUGGCGUGGAGGAGAUCUGAGCCGCUGGCGGAGCCGGCUCCAUCCUCCGUUGCCAUGGGGACGGCCAAUGGACUCCAGCUCCGGCACCACCGCUGGAGCCGGCUCCAUCCUCCGUUGCCAUGGGGACGGCCAAUGGACUCCAGCUCCAGCACCACCGCUGGAGCCGGCUCCAUCCUCCGUUGCCAUGGGGACGGCCAAUGGACUCCUGCUCCGGCACCGCCGCUGGAGCCGGCUCCAUCCUCCGUUGCCAUGGGGACGGCCAAUGGACUCCUGCUCCGGCACCACCGGAUCCGGCUCCUCUCCUCCCUUUGGCUUCCCCCGAGCCUCAACGGCAGCCGAUGGGGGCUCAGCAUCCCCGGCCCCUCGCUCCGUGCAUGCACCCCUGGGGUGGCUCCCGUUCUCUUUGCUCCUCCUGCAGUGCCCGUGGCUCCGGUUUGGCUUUGCCCAUCUCUUGGUUGGCGAUGAUGGGAGC
Molecule: messenger RNA, 1681 nt
Organism: Melopsittacus undulatus (budgerigar)
Lineage: Eukaryota; Metazoa; Chordata; Aves; Psittaciformes; Psittaculidae
Gene: RNF41
Product: ring finger protein 41
Exons: 7
Coding region: 276-1229 (317 amino acids)
Biological process (GO): protein ubiquitination
Cellular component (GO): endoplasmic reticulum tubular network
Molecular function (GO): ubiquitin protein ligase activity; zinc ion binding
Source: RefSeq, a predicted model, not a curated record